CCUCUCCGCCCCCUGCGCGCCGCCGCCAUGGCGGAGCUGGAGCUGGGGCAGCACUGCGGGGUGCCCGAGUGCCGCCAGCUCGAUUUUCUUCCCUUUGUGUGUGAUGGCUGUUCAGGCAUCUUUUGCCUUCAGCACAGGAGCCGGGAUGCUCAUGGGUGUUCUGAGGUGAAUAUAAGAAACAAUUCUCUGAAACCUGAUCAGCACAGAUCUUACCCAUGCUCAUACAAGGACUGCAACGGAAAGGAGCUUUUGCCAGUGUUAUGUCCUUACUGUGGAAAACAUUUUUGUCUCAGACAUCGUCAUCAAUCAGACCAUGAAUGUGAGAAGCUGGACACUCCAAAACCUCGAAUGGCUGCCACCCAGCAGCUUGUUCAACAUAUUAUAGAUUCUAAGAAGAGUGACGAAGUGAAAAGCAAAAAACGUAAAGGAGCAAAGAACAGUGAGACAGCAGCAAAAGUGGCAUUAAUGAAACUGAAAAUGCAUGCAUGUGGGGACAAGUCCUUGCCUCAGACAGAAAGAAUUUACUUUCAAGUAUUUUUACCAAAAGGGAGCAAAGAGAAAAGCAAACCCAUGUUCUUUAGCAGUAAGUGGAGUAUUGGCAAAGUAGUAGAUUUUGCAGCUUCCUUAGCAAGCCUUAAAAAUAACAACAACAAAUCAACAUCCCAGAAACUGAGAUUAUGCCAUACUGCCUCUGGAGAAGCCUUGCCAUUUGAGCACACACUGGAAACAUGGCUAUCUGAUAAAGACUAUCCACUGUACAAUGGAGGGAAUAUAAUUCUGGAGUAUCUUGAUAAUGAUGUUCUAUUUAUAGAAGAUACAGAAUCCUACUUUAGUUAGUCAGUAAAUUUCCACAAGCAAAAAAAAAAAGCAGUAUUUUUUAGAAGCAUGGUAUUAAAGGAAGUCCAGUUUUCUUUUUAAAUCACUGGUAUGCCAGAAUGUCUUCCAUUGUAAAGACACAAUUCCCAUCAAUUUCUCAGUUGUUUGACUGACAGAAGAACUAUGUCCUGAAAAUAAAAUUAUAAUUAACAUUACA
This is a messenger RNA of Melospiza georgiana, 1033 nucleotides long. It is a transcript of the gene ZFAND1, whose product is annotated as zinc finger AN1-type containing 1. Gene Ontology annotation, biological process: cytoplasmic stress granule disassembly. Lineage: Eukaryota; Metazoa; Chordata; Aves; Passeriformes; Passerellidae. The coding region runs from base 28 to 837 and encodes 269 amino acids. Gene Ontology annotation, cellular component: cytoplasmic stress granule; cytoplasm. The record is from RefSeq and is a predicted model, not a curated record. Gene Ontology annotation, molecular function: zinc ion binding. The transcript has 8 exons.